Molecule: messenger RNA, 9061 nt
Organism: Acanthopagrus latus (yellowfin seabream)
Lineage: Eukaryota; Metazoa; Chordata; Actinopteri; Spariformes; Sparidae
Product: voltage-dependent T-type calcium channel subunit alpha-1I-like
Exons: 37
Coding region: 232-7059 (2275 amino acids)
Biological process (GO): membrane depolarization during action potential; neuronal action potential; calcium ion import
Cellular component (GO): voltage-gated calcium channel complex; voltage-gated sodium channel complex; neuron projection
Molecular function (GO): voltage-gated sodium channel activity; low voltage-gated calcium channel activity
Source: RefSeq, a predicted model, not a curated record
ACGAAGUACAGUCCUCUGCUCCUCCUAACGGUUUUGUCUCCUAACGGUUCAGCCAUUUUUCCCCCCUUAUUUUUUCUCAAAAGUUACUAAAUUGCUAUGUUUUCUUAUUAAUACUAAUUCAAUGAAAGUUUGGAUAUCGGCGGGGGGGAGGAGGCAGGAGGACCAGCGGGCUGCUCUCAGAUGGAGCACCAGGGCUCCGGGAGCUCAGGGCGCACGGCGGACCCGGAGUGAAUGACGCUAGUGGAUGGACGCUGCUCCCCGGUUCAGGCUGUUCACAGCACGGCCAUGACGGGCACCCAGGAACCAGACCUGCAUGAGCAGCACAGAGGAGCAACGCAGGAGGAAGGGGAUGAGGAGGAGGAGGGGGAGAAGGUGCAUGUGUCAGUUGAGAGAGAGGAGAGGGAGCAGGACGGGGAGGAGGAGGAGGAGGAGGAGGAGGAGGAAGAAAAGGAGGAGCUGCCGUACCCCGAUCUAGCACCAGUGGUUCUUUUGGCUCUGACCCAAACCAGCCCACCCCGCUCCUGGUGCCUUCGAGCUGUCUGCCACCCAUGGUUCGAGCGUGUCAGCAUUUUGGCCAUCCUGCUGAACUGUGUGACUCUAGGGAUGUUCCAGCCCUGCGGCCACACCCCCUUCUUUCUGCAGGCUCUGGAUGAUGGGAUCUUUGUGUUUUUUGCCGGGGAAAUGGUGGUGAAGAUGGUGGCUCUUGGGGUCAUAGGUCAGAACGGUUACCUAGGCGACACGUGGAACAGACUGGACUUCUUCAUUGUAAUAGUGGGAAUGCUCGAGUACUCGCUCGAUGGACACAACGUCAGCCUAUCAGCUAUCAGGACAGUCCGGGUUCUCCGCCCACUGCGAGCCAUCAACAGAGUUCCCAGUAUGCGUAUCCUAGUGACCCUCCUCCUAGACACACUUCCCAUGCUGGGCAACGUGCUGGCACUGUGCUUCUUUGUCUUCUUCAUCUUCGGCAUCGUUGGCGUGCAGCUGUGGGCGGGGCUACUGAGGAACCGCUGUUUCAUGGGAGAGGACGUCAAGAUGAGAUAUAACAUUUCCUUCCUGAGUGGCUACUAUCGUCCAGAUGGCACCGAUGACCACCCUUUCAUCUGCUCAACGGAGAGAGAAAACGGGAUGCUCCGGUGCUCUGAUGUGCCUCGUCGCCGUGUAGCCGGGACUACCUGCUUCCUGGAUGCUGAGGAGGCCCAUUCAGAGAUGGGAGCAAGAGCAGAUGAACCAGUGCCAUGCGUAAACUGGUACCAGUUUUAUAAUGAGUGUCGGGCUGGUGAAGUAAACCCACACAAGGGAGCUAUUAACUUUGAUAACAUUGGAUAUGCAUGGAUCGCCAUUUUUCAGGUGAUUACUCUAGAGGGCUGGGUAGACAUCAUGUACUACGUAAUGGAUGCACAUUCUUUCUACAACUUCAUCUACUUCAUCUUCCUCAUUAUAGUGGGCUCCUUCUUCAUGAUCAACCUGUGCCUGGUAGUCAUAGCAACCCAGUUUUCUGAAACAAAGCAAAGAGAACACGCCUUAAUGAAAUCGGAGCAGCGCGCCCGCCAGCUCCACCAAUCAGCUUCCACGCUGGCCAGCGACAGCCAACCAGGAAGCUGCUACGAGGAGAUCAUCCGCUACCUGGCGCACCUGGGCCGCAAGGCAUGUCGACGACUGUCCCGCUUCUACGCUCAGACACACACACACUUUCACUGUGUGUGCAUGUGCCAGAAAGACAGGAGCGGUGGAGCUACCAGAGGGGCCGGAGUCGGAGAAAUGAACGGACUUGCCCACCGGCACUCCGGCCACGCCCCCAAUGACCUGUCACACCUUCAUCAGCUUUAUCAUCGUCAUCACCAGCAUCAUCACCAGCAUCAGCAACCACAGGCUGAGCCUGCUGUCAGUAAUGGAGGGAAUGGUUUUAAUUAUCCCUUCAUCGUGCCCCUCUUAAGUCACCUGGAUGAAAAGGGCCAGGACCCAAAAAGGCCGGUUGCCACAGAGACUAUCAACAGACUGCCACAGCUAGUGGUGGAGCAUGGUGGGUGCGCUGGGCAUCCUGCGAUCACGUUGCCAGGUGAAGUCCCAGGAGACCCCUCAGUUUGCCCGUACUGCAUCUACUACAACCAACUUAGUGACACCGAAAUUGUUAAUGACCAGACUGACGACCAGCAUCAUGGGUACAGCAACUCAUGCCAUGGCAACAGCCCGUGUCAUAGUAACAGCCCGUGCGAUUGUAGCAGCCCCUUACGUGGUGAUGCACAGGUGUCUGAGCCAAAGAAAAGGCUGUGGGAGCGUUGCUGGGCGGGACUCCGAACUAAACUGGACCUCAUUGUUGGCAGCAGAUACUUCAACAGAGGGAUCAUGAUUGCCAUCCUUAUUAACACAAUGUCGAUGGGCAUAGAGUAUCACGAACAGGAGAGAAAGAGAGAGAGAGAGAAUGAGCAGCAGCGGGGAGCAGAGCAGAGAGAACCGCAGGAGCUGACAGAUAUUUUGGAGAUCAGUAACAUGGUGUUCACGAGUCUGUUCAGUCUGGAGAUGGUGCUGAAGCUGCUGGCACUCGGGCUCUUUGGCUACAUCAAGAACCCUUACAACGGCUUCGACAGCAUCAUCGUCAUCAUCAGUGUGUGGGAGAUUGUGGGUGAGGCAGAGGGAGGCUUGUCGGUGCUGCGUACCUUCCGUCUGCUGAGAGUUUUAAAGCUGGUCCGGUUUCUCCCAGCCCUGAGGAGGCAGCUGGUGGUGCUGAUGAAGACCAUGGACAAUGUGGCUACGUUCAGCAUGUUGCUGAUGCUCUUUAUAUUCAUAUUUAGUAUCUUGGGGAUGCAUCUGUUUGGCUGUAAAUUCGGUUUGCGAAUAGACAGUGGAGACACUUUACCUGACAGGAAAAACUUCGACUCUCUGCUGUGGGCGACUGUCACUGUGUUUCAGAUCCUCACCCAGGAAGACUGGAACGCGGUGCUCUAUAACGGGAUGGCCUCCACCACGCCGCUGGCUGCCCUCUACUUCGUAGCCCUCAUGACCUUCGGCAACUACGUCCUCUUCAACUUGCUCGUAGCCAUUUUGGUUGAGGGCUUUCAAGCCGAAGGUGAUGCCAACAGAUCUGAGACUGAUGACGAGAGACAAUCACUCUGUUACGAGGAUGAGGAGAAGUUGAGAGAGCUGUACGCUGCAGAGCUCAAGAUCCAGGCCAUGAUGCUGAGUCCCAAUGGUCUCCUAAAUCCAAAAGCCUCCAUGCCCCAGCCUCAUCCUCCUCCUCUGCCAGUCAUCACGCACACUGCGGCCACGCCUACCAUAAACUCCAGCCAGUCCCGCCGGGCGAGUGCCGCUUCCAUGGACAUCAACACCAUUGAGCAGAGGACACCGUCUCUGUGGGACAGUGGGCCAGAGAGCCGGCGAUCCAGCUGGACCAGCAUGGGCCGAGCCCCCAGCCUGCACAGGAGAGCCCAGUCGGGGGAGAUGGAGUCCCUGCUGUCGGACACACACUCAAGCUCCAACCACAGCAGCAGGGAGCAAUCUCUGGACCAGCCAGAGUACCUUCAGGUGCCCAUGCUCCACCCGCCCGACUGCAAUGGUACCACUUUUUACCUCCCUGACCACUGCUGCGACGAUGCCCCCCUGACCACACAAUAUACCAGCGAUCAAGAAGAGGAAGAAAUUGAGGAGGGUUUAUGUAAGAAACUGAAAAAGAUACUGGAGCCAUAUGAGCCUCAGUGGUGCCUGGAGCAUGAAGAGUGGUCUCUCUAUCUAUUCGCUCCAAACAACCGGUUCAGGUUGUGGUGUCAGAGGGUCAUAGGUCACAAGAUGUUUGAUCAUAUCAUCCUCCUCUUCAUCUUCCUGAACUGCAUCACCAUUGCGCUGGAGAGACCGGACAUAGAGGCCAAAAGCAUGGAACGGGUGUUCCUCAGUGUGUCCAAUUACAUCUUCACUGUGAUCUUCGUGGGUGAAAUGAUGAUCAAGGUGGUAGCUAUGGGCCUGUACUUCGGACAAAGUGUGUACCUGCAGAGCAGCUGGAAUGUCUUAGAUGGACUGCUGGUGUUUGUGUCGCUGGUGGACAUCCUGGUUUCUAUCGCAUCAGCAAGUGGUAAUCGAAUCUUAGGCAUCCUCCGCGUGCUUCGUCUGCUCCGCACGCUGCGACCACUCAGGGUGAUAAGUCGAGCUCCUGGUCUAAAACUGGUGGUGGAGACUCUGAUCACAUCUCUCAGACCCAUUGGGAAUAUUGUCCUUAUCUGCUGCGCUUUUUUCAUUGUUUUUGGAAUUCUGGGAGUCCAGCUGUUUAAAGGGAAGUUCUUCUACUGCGACGGGCUCGAUGUGAGUAACAUCACCAACAAAACACAGUGUCUACAGGCAGGACACCGCUGGACUCGCCGGAAAUACAACUUUGACAACCUGGGACAGGCGCUGAUGUCACUGUUUGUGCUGUCAUGUAAAGACGGCUGGGUCAGCAUCAUGUAUGACGGCCUGGACGCGGUGGGUGUUGACCAGCAGCCAAUACGAAACAACAACCCUUGGAUGCUGCUGUUUUUCAUCUCCUUCCUCCUUAUCGUCAGCUUCUUUGUGCUCAACAUGUUUGUGGGCGUGGUGGUGGAAAACUUUCACAAGUGUCGCCAGCAGCAGGAGGAGGAGGAGGCGCGGCUGAGAGAGGAGAAACGGCAGAGACGGCUGGAGAAGAGGAGGAGAAGGGCCCAGGAGAAGCCAUAUUACGCUGACUACUCCCCGUUGCGCCGAUCCAUCCACACCGUGUGCACCAGCAACUACCUGGAUCUCUUCAUCACCAUCAUCAUCUUCACAAACCUCCUCACCAUGAGCAUGGAGCACUACAACCAGCCUAAGUACUUCGAGGAGAUCCUGAAGUACUGCAAUUACGUCUUCACGGUGGUUUUUGUCAUCGAGUCGAUUCUCAAGCUCAUCGCUUUCGGCCUGCGCCGGUUUUUCAAAGAGAGAUGGAACCAGCUGGACCUCGCCAUCGUGCUCUUGUCUAUCAUGGGGAUCACUCUUGAGGAAAUAGACCUGAAUGCUUCCCUCCCCAUAAACCCCACCAUCAUACGCAUCAUGAGAGUCCUGAGGAUAACAAGAGUGCUGAAGCUGUUGAAGAUGGCGACGGGGAUGAGAUCUCUGUUGGACACAGUGAUUCAAGCUCUGCCUCAGGUGGGGAAUCUGGGUCUGCUCUUCAUGUUGCUGUUCUUCAUCUAUGCAGCUCUGGGAGUUGAGCUCUUUGGAAAACUGGAGUGUUCAGACGAAAACCCAUGUGAGGGUCUUAGUCGCCACGCUACCUUUGACAAUUUUGGCAUGGCUUUCCUCACACUCUUCAGGGUGUCUACCGGGGACAACUGGAAUGGGAUUAUGAAGGACACAUUGCGAGAGUGCCGUCCGCAGGAUCGCCACUGCCUCACCUACCUGCCCCUGAUCUCCCCCGUUUAUUUCGUUACCUUCGUCCUAACGGCUCAAUUUGUCCUCGUCAACGUGGUCGUGGCCGUUCUGAUGAAGCACCUGGAGGACAGCAACAAGGAGGCUCAGCUGGAGGAGAUGGAGGAGGCGAGGGAGAAGGAGGAGGCGAGGGAGAGGGAGGAGGCAAGGGUGAGGGAGGAGGCGAGGGAGAGGGAGGAACUCGGCCGACGCCUCAGCAGUGCGUCUGUGGGCGGAGACCUGGGGACAAACGUGGACUCACCUGCACAGGUGCAGGUUGAGGAUGAGGAGUGUUCCCAUGGCAACCUGCUGAGCAUGGGACGCAUGCUGUCUCUCCCCAGCGACAGCUACGUUCAGCCACUCAGAUGCUCCCCAUAUCCUCCCAUUGGCCACGAGGCCUACUGCGGGUACAGCUACUCAGGCUCCAUGUCGUCUCUGGGCUCCAGCGGAGGCAGCUCACUGCUGCAGGUUCCAGGAGCUCUGCCGGUCAUCAGUCGCGCUUCACUGGGGUCUGGACGCAGCUCCAGGCCAAAGAUCUGGCUCAGCACCGCGCAGAGCAUCGACAGAUACUCCACAAACAGGCUGAGCCCAGCCGACAGUAUAGAGGGACACAGGUUUAGUCCGGCCCACAGAAUAAACAGACACAGACUCGACUCGGCCCAUAGCAUCGAUGGAUACAAGUUCAGCCCGGCCCAUCGAAUACACAGACACAGACUCAGCUCCACCCGCAGUAUGGAUGGAUACAGGCACCAUCCAGACCACAACACAGACAGACCUAAACUCAUGUCCUGCCACAGUAUAGAAAGACAUUCUUCCCUCAGACUGAGUCCCACCUACAGUGCCAGCAGACGUCCUUCUCAUUUGCUCAGUCCUGACGACAGUUUGGACAGAAACAAGCUGAGUCCCUCCUACGUUCCAGAUAGUUCGGUCCUGAAGAGACCAGGAUCCUUCAGCGCUGCAAGCAGACAGUUACGGAGACAGGAGGCUGUACGCUCUGACUCUCUGGAUCAGAGCGGUUCAGCUGACGACCUGGCAGAGCCUCAUCUCACUGUGCCCACCAUCUCUUCCACGCCACCACGCCAGCGAUCGUCCAGUGUACACACACUGAAAUAUACACACCCCCAGCGGGUCAUCUCAUGCAGGAGCCACAGCCGGAGCCACAGUGAGACCACUGGGCAGGAACAUGUACCUGAGCAGCCCAUCUGUGGCUCGCAGCCGGAAACAGAUGUCGAGAAGCGGCCAGUCAGCCCUCAGAGCUUGUCCAGUCUGAAGGUCCCCAGCGGUGAAUCCACCCUAUCAGCGCCGCUCUGUAGCAGCAGAGCAGCCAGCCCUGGCCCCGGCUCUGACCCCGGCCCACAGUUAGACCCAGCAGACGAGGAAGUCAGCCGAAUUAACAGUUCUGUUCACGCACACACACAACUUCCUCCCAGCCCCUCACACAAAAGCAGACACCUGUCCCCGAGUCCUGUGGAGCACAGGAGCCGCCUCAGCCAAUCAGUAUCUCCGGUGUCGGGCAGGAACAGGAAGCAGAGGAUGAGCCCGCCGCCGGGAGAGGAGCCGGUUAUUACGGCGACGCAGCUGAUGGACAGCAGUGUGGAGCUGAGAAGGCGGACUCUGUCGUUUGAUGCCACAACCCUCUCUCCUAAUCAAUCAGAGGGAAGUUCUGUGGACAACUGAACAGACUCAGUGAGGCUCGAUUGGUUGUUCUCUGAAGGGGAGGAGCCUGAUGUGCUGCUGAAGCACACGAGAGGGGCGGCAAUCCAAAAACGGGAGGGACACCUUUAUUUCCUGUUUGGGGUCCAGCCCCUCACCUCGUCCUGUCCAACCACAAGAUUUUCACAGGGUGUUUGAACAGAACUCUGUCAGACCAUGUGUAUGAGUGUGUAUGUGUUCAAAGACCCUUUGUGCAGUUUGCACAGAAGAUGCACACAAGAAGACGUUUCCUUUUUCUUCUAUCAUAGUCUUUAGCUUUAGUUGAGACAUAGUAGUCACUCCCCUGCUAUAUUUACUCAAACUCUAACCUUCCUCUUGCUUGCUCUCCUCCUUCUUCCCUCACUCUCAUCCUUGCACCUCAAGCCUUGGUCAGAGUACAAGAUGAAAUCACCCAAAAGGUGCAGUGCAGAUUAAGUUGCUGCUCAUGUACUAAAAGACGUGUUGACAAGGAAGUGACACAGCUAGGGACUUUUUUUUUUAAUCUGCACACUAUUUUCCUGGUAAGUAAAUGAAUCUUUUGGUCCAUAAAUCAUCAGAAAGAAUUGUGAAGGGUUCAUCAUCAUUUCUGAACAUGAAGCCUUUUAAUGGCUUUUUUGGUCCAAAUCCAAAGAUAUUCCAUUCACUGCAUUUUACUACAAAGUAAAGCUUCAAAUCAAAACAUUUCAGAGGCUCUUGUCACCAAAUAUUUGGCAUUUUCUUCAUUGAAAAUUGAUCAACCAAUUAUCAAAAUAGUUGCAGAUUAAUAUUCUUGUCACCUUUAGUUCUACACACAGUAUCCCAUUCAGUCUUAUGAUUAUUCUCUGAUUGGAACUGUUUUAGAAAGUCCCUAAUUUCUUGCUCUGUAGUGCAGAAAUAACAGGUUAUGUUUACAAAAGAAAUCGAUUUUUACUCAAUAAACUUACAAAGUUAAAGCUGACCAAGAAUUUUAUAUGUAAAUGCUUAGUUUGUAACUGCACGAUUGUAAUGACUGCUGCAGGCACAUUUUAUUAGAGACUUAUUCCUCCAGGGGAAAAAAAAAAAAAAAUGAGCCAAUUGUACAGCAGCAAGGGAAGCAAAAAGAGAAUCUUAUAUGUUUUGGGUUUUUUUUAAAAAAUUACUAAUCUUCCUAUUUUUCUUACCUCUUUAAUUGACAGUACAACUGCCACCGAAAGUAGCUGGAUCAUUCUCGAAAUUGCAGCCUCUCGCGGGCCAAAUCAAACCUCUUUGUGAUGUUUGAGAAACGUCCCAUACCUGAGUCCACCACAGCCAAGCUCAUCAAUCUGCGCUUCGAGCCUCUAAAUUAAAAUCAUGUAGUGUGACCUCGGCUUUAGUAGUUUCUACCUCGCUUUCUCCUGAUCCCACCCAUACAAAUGUUCGGUCAGCUUAGUUUCUAACACCCCCUCCACUUUCCUUUUUCUCCGUUUUUAGUACUCUCAGGGUAGAGGUAGUUCAGACGCAGGUGAGUAUGAAGCAUGUGAUCACAGGUCUUGCAGGGUGACAUUGCCCCCUGCUGUCUGAAGCCGGAGCUGGCCCCCCCCCCGUCCCUCCUGAUGUUCGAGGAGAUUAGACUGCGCGGGGUGCAGGGUGAAAUUUAGACAGGAGCAGAUGUACAGAAGGGCUUAUUCAGAUUCAGAUGAUAUAACGGAGCGUGAAACUUUGUAGGCUAAGAUUAUAUUUUAUUAACACAGCAGAGAUGAUAUGAGAACUACAAAGGUGAAUUUAUACAUUUUUGAAUGUCAAUGUAUCUGCUGGUGCUGGUGAUGACGACGAUGGAUGGUGAAGAAGAUGAUGAUGAUGACAAUGAUGAUGAUGUCAGAGUUAUAUGAUGUUGGAUUAUAAUGAUGAUGGUGAUAACAGAUGAUGCAAAUAUUCAUAAUAUUGUAUAAUGUUCCUGCAGAACGAAAGCAGGGUGUGAUAUACAGUACGCUCACCUGCAGUUGCAUUAUUGGACAGUGCUGGAAUAAAACCACUUCCUGUCUGACUUUCA